Molecule: messenger RNA, 960 nt
Organism: Trichoderma harzianum CBS 226.95
Lineage: Eukaryota; Fungi; Ascomycota; Sordariomycetes; Hypocreales; Hypocreaceae
Exons: 3
Coding region: 1-960 (319 amino acids)
Source: RefSeq, a predicted model, not a curated record
AUGCCAGAACCACUUCGCAUCGUAGUGGUUGUUGGAGCCACAGGCAAUCAAGGCGUGGGCGUGGUUCGCGCACUGUUGGCCUCGGAGACAGCAGAUGGGAAUCCAUGGUUCGUCCGUGCAAUGACGCGAGAUCCCAAUUCGGAGAAAGCAAAGCGCUUUUUGGCUGAUAACCAGACGACUGACAACCGUCUUGCCCUUGUCGCCGGACAUGUAUAUGACAAGAGCUCUCUCCAAGAUGCUUUUGCCGGCGCCUAUGGCGUCUUCGGUCUCACGUCCGAAGCUUACCCCGGUAGAGUCCUGGAGAGAGAAGAAGAGAUGCAACAUGAGAUUGAAGCGGGACACAACAUGAUCCUAGCAGCUAAGGCAUGUGGCAUCAAGCACUUCGUCUUUAGUAGCUUGCCUGAUAUGGUCAAGACAACAAGAGGGCAGUUUCCAAAGAUCCAUCAUAUGAACAACAAGCAUGCGAUAGAGCAGAUUGCGAGAGAAGAGCUCGAGAGAGUUACUUUUAUUAUUCCAGCAGAUGGAGUUGUUCGCUUCUGUACUCCAAUUCCAGGUCACCAGGCUGCGCAAUGGACCGACCCAACCCAUGAUGUUGGCAUUUUUGCUGCAAGAAUAUUCGAUAUGGGACUUGAGAAGACCCAUGGAAAGACCUAUCUUGCGAUGAGUCCUCCAAUCACGGCCGACGAUAUGGCCAAGGCCUUUACGCGAGUCACAGGUCAGCCCGCGAUUCACGAACCAAUUUCUGCUGAAGAAUUCGCAGAGUUGGCAGUUCCCUUAGUCGGGCCAGGAUUCAAGGAGGAUGCCAAGCAGAUGAUGGAAUGGGCUGCUGUGAUGCCAGGUGAUAAAGUUUGUUAUGGGGCUAUGGGCGCGGAUCAGGACGAUUCUUUCGAGGUGCUGGGCUUGAAAGCGAGUUCUUUUGAGGAUUGGCUUCAUCGAAGUGGAUGGGUGGGACCUGCCUGA